CAGCCCCUCUAGCUGAGGAUUCAGUUUAGCGUUGAACGUUCACUAGAACAAACAACGGAGAGAAUGUCCUUCCGCGCAAACACUAAACCAUGUUCUAUGAUCAAUCUACGUUAUAUUAUCAUAUUAUCACAUGCAUCUUUGCCCCUCAAUGCGUAUCAUUAGUUCCAUUUUUGCCCCUACUCGUGGUUUUCAUUCUCGCUCGACUUGGUUAGUUUUACUUAUUAUGUUGAGUUUUUGACUGGUUUUACGCUUAUUGGAUUCGAAAAAUUAUCGAGUAACUCUAAAAUCCAACAGGUUUUAUGAAAAACUUAUGAAAUUGGAAAAAAAAAGAAAAAAGUGAAAAAUCGAAGUGGUCGCUCUUUGAGUUGCUUUCACGCGCAAGUGUGCAUACACCGUCACGUCAAAAUGCAGUCUUGAAAUGUUAUCAACUAAUAAUUUUUUAAUGAGUUUUUCUUUUUUCUACGGCUGAAAUCAGCUGCUACUAGUUCCAAACUAGCAUGAAAAUUAACUAAUCAAAGUACCUCAAUAAUCCAAUUAAUCUCCCCGAAAAAAAACCUAAAAAUGAUGCGACUUUUACCUCAAACUAACAGGAUUCUUCUACCAACAACAUCCUCCACAGCUUGCGGUGCUAACCAACUUAGAAUGUCAUCUGAAAAAGCUGUACCAUGCUAUGAAGAAUCUGUUCGUCUUUUGAAUGGCCUUCAGUCAAACGCGGCGACUAUCAAAAAGUUACGUGUUCAAAGGGAGAACUUGCAAGCGAUUAAUCUUCCGCAAUGCCGAAAGUAUCUGGAAUCUCUGAACAUAUCCGCAGAAGAUCUUAACGCUUUGAAUAUCAUCCAUGUGAGCGGUACGAAGGGAAAAGGAAGCGCUUGUGCUUUCGUUGAAUCAAUUUUAAGAAGUCAAGGGCUCCGAACUGGAUUCUAUUCGUCACCCCAUCUGGUUCAUGUUAGAGAGAGAAUUCAAGUUGAUGGACAGCCGGUUAGUGAGCAGAUGUUUGCCGAAGAAUUUUUCCAUGUGUACGACAUCAUCAAAAGAGAGCACAGCGACAAUAUGCCCGCCUACUUUAAAUUCUUGACUCUUCUUGCUUUCCGAAUUUUCGUCAAGCUAAACGUUCAAGUUAUGAUUCUCGAAGUUGGAAUCGGCGGAGAAUACGAUUGCACAAAUGUUGUUGAGAAGCCAAAAGUCUGCGGAGUGACUACACUUGAUUAUGAUCACAUGUCCAUUCUUGGAAAUAAGUUAUCCGAAAUUGCAUGGCACAAAGCAGGAAUUUUCAAAGAAAGUGUACCGGCAUUUUAUUCGCCAACGACUACGGAAGCAGAAGAGGUUCUCAUCGCUCGCGCCAUUUCAAAACAUGUUCCACUUUUUCAAACUCCUCCGGUAUCUGCCUACCAAUUUGCUCGAGAUAUAUCACCAGGAAUACGUGGAGCACAUCAAUUCUCCAACGUUUCCAUGGCUCUUCAAUUGGUUCGUGCAUGGGCGGAAAAAUGUGGCUUCCCACUGCCAGGAGUUCCAUUGUCCACUGACACCAGUGGCUUCAAUGUUCCAUUGUGGAUGUGUGAUGCCAUAGAAUCUUGCCGCUGGCCUGGAAGAAGUCAAAUCGUUUCUACAGAUCGUAAUGUCACGUAUCUUUUGGACGGAGCACAUACUCCAAAAAGCAUGGAAGCCUGCUCCGAGUGGGCAGCCGAGGAAAUUGUGAAUUUGAAAAAGGAGAAUGUGAAGAAGAUCCUCCUGUUUCAAUGUACUGCUGACAGAUGCCCAUCUACUUUGAUUAAAUAUUUGAAGCCUCUCGGAAUCUCCCAAAUCGUUUCAUGUCCAACUCAACUCCACUCGAGCAUUGAUAAAUCUGCUGAUUCGGCCAACCUGAACGCUUCUCGAGAUGAACAAGCAGAGAAGGCAAAUCAAUGUGUGCAGGCAUGGAAAGAAUCUCUGGAUCAACCGGAAUCUGUUACUGAAGAUCAAAUGAAAGUAUUUGACUGCAUAUCAAGUGCGUAUAAGUUCAUCGAAUCCCAAGCAGCAUCUCAGGAAAUCCUCGUCCUUGUCACUGGAAGUCUUCAUCUUGUUGGCGGAGUUCUUAAUUUGGCUGGAAAAGGAAAAUAAAUUUAAAAUUGAUAUAUUCUGUCUUGUUUUGCAUGUUCUUGUUAUUGUUGUAAAUAAUCCUAGGGUGUUAUAGUAUUUUCUGGUUUGCCAUCUGUGUUCCCAAUUCCCAAAGACAUUUCUCUCGAAUUUUUCAAUUUGCUCAAUAAAACUGUUGAACUUCUG
Molecule: messenger RNA, 2259 nt
Organism: Caenorhabditis elegans
Lineage: Eukaryota; Metazoa; Nematoda; Chromadorea; Rhabditida; Rhabditidae
Gene: F25B5.6
Product: Putative folylpolyglutamate synthase
Exons: 4
Coding region: 565-2097 (510 amino acids)
Biological process (GO): folic acid-containing compound biosynthetic process; tetrahydrofolylpolyglutamate biosynthetic process; one-carbon metabolic process
Cellular component (GO): mitochondrial inner membrane; mitochondrial matrix; cytoplasm
Molecular function (GO): acid-amino acid ligase activity; ATP binding; tetrahydrofolylpolyglutamate synthase activity
Source: RefSeq, marked reviewed